AUGCGAGCGGCUUUGAUGUGGACAAUUAAUGACUUUCCUGCAUAUGGCAUGUUGUCUGGAUGGGGUACACAUGGUAAAAUGGGAUGUCCGCAUUGCAUGAAUCACACAAAAGCGUUUACUUUGGACUUUGGUGGGAAAAGUUCGUGGUUUGACUGUCAUCGUAGGUUCUUACCUACCAACCAUGAAUUUAGAAGGAAUAAAGAUGCUUUUAGAAAAGGAAUAAAAGUAAAAGAUCUACCUCCCCCUCGAUUGUCAUCGACUCAAGUAUGGAAUAAUGUUUGUGACCUACCAAAAUUCACAGACUAUGGUGAAGCACGUAGAAUUAAAGGAUAUGGGGUUGACCAUAAUUGGACAAAAAGAAGUAUCUUUUGGGACCUCCCAUAUUGGAAGGAUAAUUUUUUGCGUCAUAAUCUUGAUGUUAUGCAUAUUGAGAAGAACUUCUUUGAUAAUGUGCUUAACACGGUGAUGGAUAAUGAGAAGACAAAAGACAAUGAGAAGGCUAGGAAAGACAUGGAACUUUAUUGUAAUCGAAAAGAAUUGGAGUUGAAACCUCGACCAAACGGAAAAUUAUUAAAACCCAAGGCUUGUUACACUCUUACUCCCCAAGAAGCAAAAGCUGUAUGUCGGUGGUUAAAUGAAUUGAGGAUGCCUGAUGGUUAUUCUUCUAACCUGGCAAGAUGUGCUGACGCCAACACUGGGAAAUUGCAUGGAAUGAAAAGUCACGAUUGUCAUAUUUUCAUGGAACGAUUACUUCCAAUUGCAUUCAGUUCACUGCCCAAGAAUGUGCUUAAUCCACUUACUGAGAUCAGUCAAUUUUUUAAAGACAUUUGUGCUUCAACUUUAAGAGUAGACGACAUCAUUAAAUUGGACCGAAAUAUUCCGGUCAUUCUUUGCAAGUUGGAGCAAAUAUUCCCGCCAGGUUUCUUUGAUUCUAUGGAGCAUCUCCCUGUGCAUCUUGCUUAUGAAGCUUUUCUAGGUGGACCUGUUCAAUAUAGAUGGAUGUAUCCAUUUGAACGAUUCAUGGGUGAUUCAAAGCGAUCAGUUAAAAAUAAGGCACGAGUUGAGGGAUCAAUUUGUGCACAUUAUAUACAUCGCGAAACAUCACAUUUUUGCUCUCAUUAUUUCAAUCACAUGAUGUUGUCUCCAAGAAUCAUAAGGAACGAAGUUCACUUCAGUGAAAGAAGUCAAUUUACCUUAUCAAUUUUCGGUCGUCCAGGCCGUCCCGCAGGAAAGAAGAGUGAGCAUUGGCUUUCACAAAAAGAAAUGCAAUCUGCUCAUGUUCAUGUGCUGAUUAACUGCGUUGAAGUUAAACCAUAUCUUGAGGCAUUUGGUACCUACUAUUAUCAAAGCACAGGCGAACAACCAUCGACUGGUUACACACAUGCCUAUUUUCCAACAUGGUUUAAGCAACAAUUAUCAUGUAUUGUUACACUAAGUCCUGACUUAAUACAUUUGCGAAAUUUGUCUGAAGGCCCUAUUCAACGUGUAAAUGAAUGGCACACAUAUUUUGUAAACGGUUAUAAAUUUCACACUGAGGAAUGGAGUGUAGGGAAGAAAACCGUAAACAGUGGUGUAGUCGUAAAAGGAGUUACAGAGGGUGGUGAGGACGACUUCUAUGGGGUUAUCACACAUAUUUACGAGUUGGUUUAUAAUUAUAUGGACUCGGAAAAUAAAGUUGUCUUAUUUUAUUGUGAUUGGUAUGAUCCAUCUUCUAGAGGAACAAAAAUUGAUAAAAAGUAUAACAUUGUUGAGAUCCGAAGAGAUAGAAAGUACAAAGAGUAUGACCCUUUCAUUAUGGCACAUAAUGUUAGGCAAGUUUAUUAUGUACCUUAUCCUUCAAUUACCCCACGGAAACGAGAAUGGUGUGUUGUAAUCAAGUCCAACCCAAUGGGUCACAUUGAGACUGAUGAGUUAAUGGAAGAUGUUGCAUACCAACAUGAUGAGAUUUCACCUGAAAAAAUGCCACCCAAGAAAGAUGAAAAAGGUAAGGGUCAACAAAAGCCUCGUCGCACUAGAUUCAUUGUAGAGGAGGUUCCUAACUCAGAUAUGUUCGUUCCUAUGCCACGCUCUACUCCACGCUCUACUAUACCGCCUAUGCAUCCUACACCGCCUAUGCAUCCUACACCGUCUAUGCAUCCUACACCGCUUAUGCAUCCUACACCGCCUAUGCAUCCUACACCGCCUAUGCAUCCUACACCGUCUAUGCAUCCUACACCGCCCAUGUCUGGAUCUUUCACUGGAUUACUAUCCAUGCCCCCUGGAUCAGGUUUUUUUUGUCCUCCUGGAUACUCUUACCCCACAUAUUUUCCUACGGAGACAGGUGGAUCUAGCAUGCCAUUACCCAUGCAUAUGGGGACAGGUGGAUCUGGUAGCAUGCCAUUACCCAUGCAUAUGGAGACAGGUGGAUCUAGCAUGCCAUUACCCAUCCCUUCAGAGGAUGAUACCAGUGCUCCUGGAGAUACCAGUGCUCCUGGAGAUACCAGUGCUCCUGGAGAUACUAGUGCUGAGGAGCAAACGAAGAGGAAGCGUAUUUUGAAAAAAAAUACGACUCAAAAAAUUAAGUAUCAUGAGGGCAGACUAAUCAUUUAUCCCGAUGCAGGAUCAAUUGUUCCCUCACAUCAGGCAGUAUCGAUCAUAACAAAUAUUAUAAAAGAGAAGUACACACAAUUCUGGCCGUCUUAUGGAGCUGUACAUGAAGAUGAAAAGGAAAAAUGGUUUCAGGCAUUUCAGGAGCAUUGUGUUUGGGAUGUUAGAGAUGAGGCCGCGAUUAAAGAAAACUUUAACACAAAAUGUGCUGCUCGAUUUUCUGAUACCAUGAGGAAUGUUAGACUUAAAUGGGAAGCAAAAGGGACACGUCCACGUUGGAUAGGAGAAGAUAUAUUCCCAAAGCUUAUUGAUCAUUGGAAUUCUGAUAAGUUUAAGGAAAUAUCUGAGCAGGCAAAGAAAAAUAGAGCAUCUGAAGUUGGUGGCUGCAACUACGCAGCGGGAAGUAUUAGUGUGGCUGAAGUUGCGCGAAGGAUGCGUGAAGAAUUAGGCAGAACUCCACUCCUUAAUGAGCUCCACAUGGAGACUCAUCUCAAGAGAAAUGGAGAGUUUAUUGACGAGCGCGCAAAAAUCACUCAAGAGAAUUUUGAUAAAGAACUUGCCAUAAAGUUGUCAGAGCAUCCUGAAAUACCCCAACCACCACCAGGGUAUCCUGUUGACCCCAGUAUUGGUUUUCAGACUUGGUAUAAGGUUUCAGGUGGAAAGAAGAAAAAUGGGAGAGUGUAUUGUACUGGAGGGCAUUCCAAAAAUAUCAAGCGGCGUAGUAGAGAUUUCAAAAUGAGAUAUGCUGAUGGAGAAGGAUCAUCCACUCCACCUAUAUUAACCGCCGAAAUGCUUGAAACUGUGAGAAACUUGGCAAAUACUGAGGCAGCACAACAAGUAGCAGCAAGAAAUUUGGAAAUUGAAGAGAUGAAGAGAAAACAAUUAGAGAUGCAGGAGGAAAUGCAAAGAAGAGAAAGAGAAUUACGGGAAAAAAUGAGGAGAGAAUUUCAGGAAGAAAUGAGGAGGCAGGCACAGGAAUAUCAAGAAGCAAUGCGAAUUGCAAAUGAACGGUCACAAAGGUUUGAUCAAUUUUUUGCUUCACAAAAUAUGAGUGGUGGUGGAUUUGGAGGAACUAGUGGAUAUGGAGGAGCUGAUGAAGAAGAGGAGGAACAAGAUGGGGGGAAUAAUUAAAUUUACAUAUUUAAGUUUAUUUUUAUUUGUAUGGAACAAUUUGUGUUAAUUAUUUUGAACUUAUUUUUAAAUAUUAUUGUAAUUUUGU
Messenger RNA from Vicia villosa (hairy vetch), 3805 nucleotides. RefSeq lists its product as uncharacterized. The record is from RefSeq and is a predicted model, not a curated record. The coding region runs from base 1 to 3717 and encodes 1238 amino acids. The transcript has 7 exons. Lineage: Eukaryota; Viridiplantae; Streptophyta; Magnoliopsida; Fabales; Fabaceae.